AACCGGUGCGUAAUCAAUUUUAGAAAAUACAAAACUAGUAUAUACCGGUUACACCCCUACCUGCAACCAUUCUGGGGGGCUUCUAGGAUUUUGCUCUUCGGCCAAAAAGAUUUGAAAAACUCUGUAAUCUCUUUCACCAUGACUAUUACCUUCAGAGCAAACACCGAGCUAUCCCGCUGUGUAGCUUGUUCAAUUAGACCGUCUGAUCACAAUUCCAGCCCAAUCCAACGAUAUGCACACAGGUGUACUUUCAAUAGGUUUGCAAAUGGGUUUCAACCACUAUCAAUGGCUUCCAACCAAUUAGGUUCAGCAAGAAGAAUGAGGAAUAGCGGCCAUCGUGUGUUUUCGAUGACGAAGAACAGUUCCAGUGACAGUCUAACAUACAAGGAUGCUGGUGUCGACAUUGAUGCUGGCUCUGAACUUGUUCAUAGGAUUGCCAAAAUGGCACCGGGAAUUGGUGGCUUCGGAGGACUUUUCCCUCUUGGUGAUUCAUACCUUGUUGCCGGUACAGAUGGUGUGGGAACUAAACUUAAGCUUGCAUUUGAAACUGGAAUCCACGAAACUAUUGGGAUUGAUCUGGUUGCGAUGAGUGUCAACGACAUUGUUACUUCUGGAGCAAAGCCAUUAUUUUUCCUUGAUUAUUUUGCCACUAGUCACCUUGAUGUUGACCUUGCUGAAAAGGUUAUAAAAGGCAUUGUUGAUGGUUGCCAACAAUCUGAUUGCAUUCUUUUAGGAGGCGAGACUGCAGAGAUGCCAGAUUUUUAUGCUGAUGGUGAAUAUGAUCUCAGUGGCUUUGCAGUUGGCAUUGUAAAAAGGGAUGCGGUUAUUAAUGGGAGAGACAUUGUGGCUGGAGACGUUCUCAUUGGCCUCCCAUCCAGUGGUGUUCAUUCCAAUGGUUUCUCCCUAGUAAGAAGGGUUCUCAGUCGAAGUGGCCUUUCUCUGAAGGAUAAACUUCCUGGUGAAGAUGUAACAUUAGGUGAAGCUUUGAUGGCCCCAACUGUUAUCUAUGUUAAGCAGGUACUUGACUUAAUCAGCAAGGGUGGCAUUAAGGGGAUUGCCCACAUCACAGGUGGUGGUUUCACAGACAAUAUACCUCGUGUAUUUCCAAAAGGCCUUGGAGCUGUCAUCCAUUCGAAUUCUUGGGAUGUGCCAACUCUGUUCAAGUGGAUUCAAGAGGUGGGAAAAAUAGAUGAUGCUGAAAUGAGACGGACUUUUAAUAUGGGCAUUGGGAUGGUUCUAGUUGUGAGCAAGGAGGCGUCUCACAGAAUACUCAAGGAUGGAGAUGGAGCUUAUAAAGCAUAUCAUAUCGGUGAGGUUGUAAGUGGUGGUGGAGUGAGCUAUCAUUAAAUUGUGCAUCAUGUGUUCCGUGUACUGAUUUUUAGCAUCCUGUUGAUGGGACGAACUAUAGGGGGAUUGUGGCAUAUACAUCCGUUGUAAUAGAUGAAUAUGAGGGAAUUAUGAUCACAUAAAAGCUCUUUUAUAGGACUUGUAACUUUGAAUGAUUAACAUUAGGCGAUUUUGGUGGAAAACUUAAUAGAUGUUAGAAUCUUUC
Messenger RNA from Juglans microcarpa x Juglans regia, 1552 nucleotides. RefSeq names its product phosphoribosylformylglycinamidine cyclo-ligase, chloroplastic-like. Gene Ontology annotation, molecular function: phosphoribosylformylglycinamidine cyclo-ligase activity; phosphoribosylamine-glycine ligase activity. The transcript is spliced from 10 exons. The record is from RefSeq and is a predicted model, not a curated record. The coding region runs from base 139 to 1347 and encodes 402 amino acids. Gene Ontology annotation, cellular component: cytosol. Gene Ontology annotation, biological process: adenine biosynthetic process; 'de novo' IMP biosynthetic process. NCBI's taxonomy places the organism in Eukaryota, Viridiplantae, Streptophyta, Magnoliopsida, Fagales, Juglandaceae.